Messenger RNA from Rotaria sp. Silwood2, 554 nucleotides. NCBI's taxonomy places the organism in Eukaryota, Metazoa, Rotifera, Eurotatoria, Philodinida, Philodinidae. The record is from the annotation of a GenBank genome assembly.
AUGUCGAAAUCCAGCAAUGACAAGCACUUAUUACACACCAGUGACUACAACACGCGUUUCAAUUUAGAUACUUAUCUUAAAAGUUUCUAUUCCGGUGUUGAUAUCGAUCCAAAUCAAGAACCACUUAUAGCUUUUUUUCCUGAAAACAUUGUUCGAAUCUUGCAUGAUGAACAAAAACGUCUAGGGAAUCAAAAAGCAUUGGAGUUUGGUGGUGGACCAUGCCUAUGGUCAUCAUUGCUUCUCGCUCAACAUGUCGAUUCAAUUCGGUUUUGUGACUAUGCACAAUCCAAUCUAAAUGCUGUUAGUGAUUGGAUUGCACAAAAACCGAGUGCUUUUGAUUGGACGAAAUUUUUCGAUAACGUUCUUGCUAUUGUCGGCAGCUCCAAAGAAAAGCGUGCCGAAUGGGAAUCGCGUCUGCGGGAAGCUCUAAAUCGAGGCGGCUUGUCAACAUGUGAUGUUAACGAUCCCAAUUGUCCAAUAUUAAGUGGAAAACACAAUGACUAUGACAUUAUUUUUAGUAGUCUUUGCUUAGAAGCUGCCUGUUUAACGGUUGA